AUGGCCAAGCUCGCGAACCUCGUCCCACUUGUGAUACUCUUCCUCGUAGUAGCAGUAGGAGGAUUCAUAGGCUACUCGAUCUACACAUGGUCCAACGAGCUACAAGAGCGCGGAAAGAAGAAGAUGGAGAAGAAGAACAUGAGCUUUACGAAAGAGGGUGGACUUCGGGUUGGAGUGAAAGAGGUGAAGGAUGAGAAGUAUGCGGACAAGACACAGAAUGUCCUCGUCAAUGUCUGGAAUAACGCCGAACUACCCAACUACAAAUCCUCACUAGGCUGGAACAGCACGCAAGGCAAGAAUGGCGCGAGCACACCAAAGUCAGGCACAAGCUCACCACGACCGAGCGGAUCGCGGUCGAAUACUGGAAAUGCGAGUGGUGCGCAUGUAGCAUCUGGAGAACAAAGGAGGGCUGCGCAGUCUCCAAGCACACCUGGUGGCUGGAAUUAG
Messenger RNA from Fulvia fulva, 447 nucleotides. RefSeq lists its product as uncharacterized. The transcript is spliced from 2 exons. The record is from RefSeq and is a predicted model, not a curated record. Bases 1 to 447 code for a protein of 148 amino acids. Lineage: Eukaryota; Fungi; Ascomycota; Dothideomycetes; Mycosphaerellales; Mycosphaerellaceae.